AGAGGGACAAGUGGAUUCCCAGUCCCCACAGCCGGGCUAGUCACCAGCGCCUCCACCCCACCCCGCACCCUCCUCAGGCGCACCAACCGCAGCACUCCCACCCCGACUCCCAUUUUCGAGAGCCCCGGAGCCUGGAGACAGCGAGACAAGGACCGACGACUUCAGGAGCAGGGAGGGCAGCAGCACCCGCCUGGCCCUCUGCUUCCUGCUUCGGGGCUGAGGACACUUUCGCUUUUCUUUCUUCGGCAGCCCGCCCCAGCAGGAACAGGCGGACUUUCCGUUUCCUCUCUGGCAUUUCCCUGUGUUAGAGGAGGAUCCCGCGUCCAGUCCCAGGAACCGGGAAAGGCUAGGAGCCCUUGGCAAACCCAGCCCUCAGGAUGUUCACUUUGAGCAGAGCCUUGGAAAAGGCUCUUCUUCAGCACUUCAUACUCUACAAGCUGGAGAUCGCCUAUGCCAUAAACAAGCCAUUUCCCUUCUUUGAAUCUCUCCGAGACAAGUCCUUCAUCACCGAGGGGAUGUACAGGGAGUCUCUGGAAGCCUGUAGAAAUCUUGUCCCUAUAUCCAGAGUGGUGUACAACAUUCUCACCAAACUGGAGAAGACUUUUAACCUGUCACUUCUGAUGACACUGUUCGGCCAGAUUAACCUGUGUGAAUACCCCAACCUGAGGAUGAUUCUCAAAAGCUUCAUAAAUGUCAGCACCUCCUACAGAGAGCAGAGCAAAACUGCACCUACCCCACUCAGAGCUCCCGCUGGCCCAGCAGAAGGGAGCACCCUCCAGACCCUGCUGCAGCUGCCUCCACCCCAGCCACCUCCACUGAGACAUCCGUGCCCCACAGUCAGUGAGGCCAGUGCAUCCUUGCAGCAGAUCGAUGACAGCCUGGACAAAUCACCCAGCCCUUCUGGCCCUGCUGCGCCACUGCCUGGACUCAUCCUGGGAGGAGGCACUCAAGUGGCCAGUGAGAAUUUAACAUCUAAAAAAAAGGAAGAAGAUCCACGAGAGAUGCCCAACCUUCCUGCUGGCACCCUGCAAGUGACACAAGAUGCUUCUGCAGAGGCCAGUGACCCAGAGGAACCCCAGGAAACAUGCAGAACAUCUCCAAAAAAGAAAGGACAGAAAAGGAAAAGAUGUAUCUGGUCAAGUUCAAGAAAGAGAUACAAGAAAAAAAGUCUCCCAAGAGGGGCAGCCUUGUCCAGUCAUGGAGUCCAGGAGAAGGUCCAAAUGGUGGAUCAAAGGAAAGACGAUCCAGCUGGGAACUCCAGGGUGGUGAAAAGGACCCAAAGGACAAGGACAAAAUGUGCCUGGAUGUCCAGCUCUGAGGAGAAACCCAAAGAGGACACUGUGGAUUUCCUUUCUCCCACACUUCCUGUGAUCUGCGGUGAGGCGAAGGGGAUUUUAUAUAAGGAGAAAUUGGAACGAGGGGAAUGGAAUUUUGAUCUGUCCCCCAGGAAGAAAUCUCAAAAGGAGGGAAUACAGCAGCUGAAUUCCCACCGCCUUCUCCGUCGCUGUCUUCCAGCCCAGGGGUCACAGCAUCUUCAUCUGGACUACUUUAGCACCCUACCACACGCAUGCGCUGCCACUGUUUUCAGGGUGAAGCAAACGGCUCUCUGAGAUGAAAGUUGGGACAGAAGCUCACACUGUCCCUGCGUUCUUCAAAAAGAUCUAGAUAUUGAGAUGACUGCCAACCAAGGGUGUCAAAUGGAAAGCUUUGUCGAAAAGCAGAUGUGACACUGAAUGGGACAGGAAGAGUUUGUGGCAGAGUGAGAGGAUCAUCCUCAACUGAACACUGAGUAUUUCCAAUGCUCUGUGUUUAUUUCCAGUAGCAUCGGGAGGGAAGAGAGGCUGAUCUGAGUUCUCUGUGUCUCAGGGAGGCCUCCAGGGAAAGUGGCAGGCCUCUGUUAUCUGCACUGACUUCCCCACUCAGCUUCUUUUCUUGCUCACACAUGUUCUCCAGCCUCAGUCCCCUCUGGAGGUGAAACUGGCCUGGCCCUUGGCCUUGUUCAUGCCAGGUGUGAAGCAGUGGACCCCUCCUACCAUUUAAGAAAUAAGCCAUCUUUCCCACACUGAUUUGAGGUAUCUUGGGCAUCAGGACAGCUCCUUGAGACAUCAUAAUAGCCAAAUACUAUGGAAGAACAGAAAUUCCAUCGACAUUAUAAAAUAAAACAUCCGUGGAAUGAGCAGGAUGAGUUUUAAAGUGUCUAUUCAUAGGUACAUAUUCAACCUCUGUUGAAAUAUACUCUCCACUGUGAGUGGAAACUUAAUCUAGCUAUGGUAUUUGAAGGUGGGGCCUUCAGGAGCUAAUUAAUGUUGAAUGGGUUCAGAAAGGUGGGGUCCUCACCCCCGGGAUCUGCAGCUUUAUUAAAAGAAAGGAUGAGAGCCCUGAACAAGAGGAUGAGAACCCUGUCUAUUGCUGUGUGAUGUCUGCUCAGGACUCACUUGAGAGGCGAGGCCAAGCAAUCUUGACUUUUAAGCUUUUGAAACUACAGCUGAAUCAACCUUAAAAGAUGACUCAGUCUGUGGUAUACAGUUGUAGCAACAGAAAAUCAACUAAAACAGGCAGUUACCCGUCAGCCAAGGGGAAACCACCCAAAGGCUUCUAGGUCAGGAGACCAUCCGGGAGCUUACGGUACGAACAAUGUGUGUGAGUAGAACCCAGCUUGGUUUAUGCUGAAACAAUCAACUGUGCUCCUUCCGGAUGGGAUUACAGGGACAUUUGCCUUCUGUAUUAUAUGCUUGUGUACAGUUGGAAUUUUUAUAAUGACUACUACUUGUGUGACCUGAAAAAAAAAUAAAGAUCUUUAAAAUCCAGAACAUUAAUUAACAGCCAUGAUAUUAGAGACCCUCUGAGUCUUGUAAUGAAUGCCACGUGCCAGCGUACACCGCAGCCCACUGGA
Molecule: messenger RNA, 2893 nt
Organism: Fukomys damarensis (Damara mole-rat)
Lineage: Eukaryota; Metazoa; Chordata; Mammalia; Rodentia; Bathyergidae
Product: sp110 nuclear body protein
Exons: 10
Coding region: 378-1610 (410 amino acids)
Biological process (GO): regulation of transcription by RNA polymerase II
Cellular component (GO): nucleus
Molecular function (GO): DNA binding; DNA-binding transcription factor activity, RNA polymerase II-specific
Source: RefSeq, a predicted model, not a curated record